Messenger RNA from Penicillium psychrosexuale, 1191 nucleotides. RefSeq lists its product as uncharacterized. The transcript has a single exon. Bases 1 to 1191 code for a protein of 396 amino acids. The record is from RefSeq and is a predicted model, not a curated record. Lineage: Eukaryota; Fungi; Ascomycota; Eurotiomycetes; Eurotiales; Aspergillaceae.
AUGUUGGGCACUGGACUGGACGAUGCAGAUACCUCAGAUUCCUAUAGAUCGGAAUAUGCCCCCUCAUCGGUGGCAUCAGCGGGCCAGGAUGUUGUAUUCACGACAGCACCCGGCUCAAAAAACAAGAAUUUUGCAGACGCGUCAAGCUGGGCAGAUCCAGCAGUGACAGGUAUCUUUCCUGGAACAGUUUCAUGGCCCUCAGUCACCGAGUUGACCACAUACCCAGCAUCAAGUGAGACAUCGACUGUCAAUGAUAUCAGUUCAGAAGCCAGUCCGACCAGCGUACUGGAUGCAACAUCAUAUACUUCAUCACCAUCAUCAACAUCGACCACACCGUCAAGUACAUUCCCAUCCUCUCUCACAUCCACCACAACAACAACCACAAUCUCAGCCUCAGCCUCAGCCACAGCCUCAGAAACAACCUCAGUAAACAGCGAUUCAACCACUUUUUCCGGUGGCCCAUCAAAAACAACGAAAAUCGCCAUAGCAGUCCCAGUCUCAGUAAUCGGCCUAGCUCUAAUCCUAGCGCUGCUAUUCUUCCUCUCCCGCCGACGGCGCCGGGAAAAGGAACGCAACGCCUUGCCACCACCCUACGACAUAGCAGCAGGCCAUCGAAGUGCAGUAUCAACACAAGAGCUAAUGAUAUCACCGAAAUCCUCGACACCAGAAGCAAGACGUUCACUCUCGAACCCGGCUAUGUCCUCAGCGGCCACAUCAAUGCCUCUGCCUAUUCCCCGGAUCCCGAUUAUCAGCAUUUCGCCCUCGACGGAAAGUCGGGGCCGGACGCCCAGUCUCGAUCCCAGUCCCGACUCAAGCUCCGUGCGCCGCAUGCCGAUGGCCCAUGGACCUGGUGAUUCUGAGGCGGAGCUUGGGGUUGCGGUGGCUGUUUCGAUGGCGCAGAGGCGAAGUGCUACGGAGCAGGACCUUAGAGCUCGGGUUGCGUCUGUUGGAUCGUCGAGGGGGCCGUCGCGGUUGGCUAGGAUGCCGUUUGAGGACUUUUCGGAUGAUGAGGUCGGUAUUGGCAUUGGUAUUGGUGGUUCGGAUGAUGAUGAUGAUGAUGGCGCUGUUUCUGAUGUGUCGGAUUUGGAUGGGCGGAGGAGGGAGAGGGACUUUGAUGAAGUUUCUGUGGUCUCGACUUUUGAUGAGGUGUCGCCGAUAGGUGAGCAGGAGAGGCGGUUUCGGGGAACUUGA